UCAUAGAAUUUCUAACUUCUUUGGAACUGGAAUGUGUCAACCAUGUUUGUUAUAGUCGAUUUGAUUCCUACAAAAUUUAACUUGAAAAGUUGGUAUUUAGCAAAUAAAUUUGGAUGGAUUGAGGCUCCAAACCAAUGAGGUUUCCAAUCCCACCCUCCUCCAAAUAUGUCCUUAAUAAAAAACGAUGAAUUUAUACUUGCAAUACCACCGUUGACCACAUGGAGCGCUGUUAGAAAACAUGACAGUGUGCAACAGGAAGCACAGUCCGCUUCCCUUCAGGCACAGGUAGUACAAUGCUCUACAGCACACCUAGUGGUGAACAGAUUUAGUGCACAGAGCGAUUCUAGUUGAGCAGUAGCCUGUAUUCUGCUGACUCCACUUAUGGGGGUUGUUAUUAAUACAUUUGUCAUAUAUAUGUUGUGAAGUGCCGGCUGAAUGAGAAUCCACACUUGGUUAUAGAGACGUCUUCCCUUCAGAAGCUGAGAUGUCACCUCACUGUGGAUGUGGCCCUUUAUCUGUAGAUGUGCAUUGAGUGGCGACUCUUACCUAUGCUGAGCUAUAUGCCAUGACUUUUAGUAGGUAAAAAUUAACCAGCUUCCUUCCUGACGAUCAGCUGAGUGGUGCUGGAGGAGGUCUCUUAUCUCUUGGGCAGAUGAUUCUCCCCAUUAUCAGUAGGACACUCAUGAAUCCAGGCAAGCAGAAGAGGACACAGACCUGCAUCUGGCACAUCUUCUGAGGGAACCAGACACAAGACAUGAUCGCAACGUGUCACGAGAGUCAUGGUGAGACCUUAGAGAACAUCAUGAUGGAGCUUCUUGGGUUUCAUAACAACUCCUAAAGAGGAACCAUUGGGAUGAGAAGGUGACACGUUCUCCAGGACUCCAUUCAUGCCUCGUAUGUGGAAUAGAUCUACCAUCCCCGAGGAUCGCUGCUUCACCUCGCUUCAGAGAUGAACCUCUAGCCUAUGAUCUGCCUCACAGUCUCCAGCCAUGUCUCAGCUCUUCUGGUGCAGCCGGCAGACCAUGUUGGCCAUUGCCUUGUCUUUGGGAUAUUUCAUGUACCUCUUUAUGGGAGCCGUGAUGUUCCAGAUGCUGGAGAAACAAGCCGAGGCCAACUCCAGGGACAAGUUCCAGCUGGCCAAGUUAGGGUUCCUCCAGAACUACACCUGCCUAGAUGCUCGAGCGCUUGAACAAUUUGUACAGAUCAUCACAGAGGCCUGGGAGAAUGGGCUGAACCCCAAAGGGAACAUCUCCAACCCCAGUAACUGGGACUUCAGCAGCUCCUUCUUCUUUGCUGGAACCGUCAUCACUACGAUAGGUUACGGUCACUUGUACCCGAGCACGACGGCCGGUCAGGUGUUCUGCGUCUUCUACGCUAUCUUCGGGAUCCCCCUCAAUGUGGCGUUCCUGAACCAGAUCGGUAAAGGCCUGAACCCCCACCUCAUCAUCCUCAGCAGAUGCUCGCAGGACGCAGAAGGCUCGGGGGUGAUGAAGCUGCUGCUGAUGGGCCUCUUCCUCACCACCGGCUCCGUCCUCUUCCUCGUCUUUCCCCCCAUGAUCUUCAGCUAUGUGGAAGGCUGGAGUUACGGAGAGGGGUUCUACUUCGCCUUCAUUACGCUCAGCACCAUUGGGUUCGGAGAGUACGUAUUAGGUACUGAUCCCAGUAAACACUACAUCUCCAUCUACCGGAGCCUGGCGGCGCUGUGGAUCAUCUUCGGCUUGGCGUGGCUCUCCAUGGUCUUUAACCUGGUAGCAGAAAUGGUGGAAAAGUUAAUCCACCGGAGGAUGCACAGAAGUCACGUGACUAAGGAGGAGGCGGCGGUGCAGAAGACAGAGGAACAAAAUGUCCAGCGCAGGGUCCAGUUCUAGGGUCUUCAGGUGGGACGUUCGGCCCGUAUUAUGGCCACAAGGGGACAGGACAAUGCCACAUAUCAAUGUACAGAACUGGUCAUCAGGGAUGGACUGGGGGUCCGCAGCCGUGACAUCACCAUCUGAUGACCUCACCGCUCUGCCAUCUGAUGACAUCACCGCUCUGCCAUCAGAUGACCUCACCGCUCUGCCAUCUGAUACAUCACUACUCUGCCAUCUGAUGACCUCACCGCUCUG
Molecule: messenger RNA, 2105 nt
Organism: Hyla sarda
Lineage: Eukaryota; Metazoa; Chordata; Amphibia; Anura; Hylidae
Gene: KCNK16
Product: potassium two pore domain channel subfamily K member 16
Exons: 5
Coding region: 990-1868 (292 amino acids)
Biological process (GO): stabilization of membrane potential; potassium ion transmembrane transport
Cellular component (GO): membrane
Molecular function (GO): potassium ion leak channel activity
Source: RefSeq, a predicted model, not a curated record